AUGCAAUCGUUGCAGGCAAGUGAUGCCUCCGUUAACAUUUAUCUCUUCCAGAUCCUAGAUAUGAGUCACAAUAAACUGCGCAGUUUGCCAACUGAGCUGGGAGGCGUGCGGAGUCUAAGAACACUCAAUUUCGAGGGUAUGUUGGCUCUGUCGUUUUCCCUGCAUAAAUUCUUUUCUCAGUAUAUGAUGCCGAUCGCAGUAACCCCAGCGCGGUCUUCACCAAUGUGGCGGAGGUUUCAGCCUUCGAUGUGCGGCCCUCGACGAUGGCCACACUUCGGAGAUAAGUCUUCGAUCAAUAAGUAUUACAAACAACAACAAGGGACACUAUAAAUGGCCGUUUUUGGCGUAUUUGCCACCGCCUGUCAGUCAAAACAUAAACCCCAGGCUCUGGACCUGAGACGAGUUAGUCAUUAUGCAAGGUGAUCUACCACUGCUCCACCCCCCGCUUGCCACACACGUGUCUGAUCCUAUUUUGGUUUGAGGAAAAAGCGUGGUUUUCGGGCAGGACUGGUCGAUUUGUCAGAUCAGUGUCCAACCAAACCUGAAGGUAUUAGGACUCUGUGUUCCAUGGCUGCCUGUUCGUCAGACCCAAGAGUCUACUUGCCUCUCGGCCAGUCAUUACCGAAGAUUUUUCCACUAUCAGCUCCAGCUUAGCUGCACAUGGGCUGACAGGUAGACCCCAUACUUCGAGAGUUCUCAUUACCUCAGAGCGUUGAUGCGUGGUAUGAUGGCGACACCAGGAGACAAAGUGGACAGUUUUGGUCCCGACCGACUUUUAUUUAUACUUUGGGAUUGAGUUGCCGUACUGACAGCACAGUUACUAGCUAAAGGCCUGAACAUUUGUUUCUCUGAUUUUAUGGUGCUGCAUGAAAACAGCAAGGGACUCGACUCAUCAAUGAGUCUCCCAGCGUUUAUAUUUGGUUCCUGGCAUAUGAAUACUUACAGUAGGUGUGUUAACUCACGAAAUGUUAACCGAAAUUCUGAAAUGCGUUUUUGUUUCGAAAAGAUUACAUAAGUAGAGUUUCAAUAUUACUCAUCGUAUAACAUAAUUCUACACUCGGGAUGCCGGCUUCUGAAUGAACUUCUUUUCGGCCUCCUGCAAAACCCACACUCAGUAAAAUGGCUGCUUUAGUAGCAUGAAUUUUUCUCAUUGAUUUUCGAUGCCCUUAAAAAUCCAAUUACAUUUCCUGGAAAACAUGCAUAAAAAUAUGCAUUCUUUAACCCAUUCGGUAGAACAUUACGUCCUCCAGUUCUAUACUCGAGGAAAGCAUAUAAUUCGGUUGUAAAACGUUUCUAAUUAUAAGAUUUUUUAAUAUCGUGCAAUGUCCGUUCAUAAAACAUUGUGUCUCUGCAUUUGUUAAUGCUGCUUCUGAAGUUUAUAGUCUGUAUUAAAUCCACUGCUAAAUUUUGUGAAACCUAUACAGUCUUCUCUUAAUACCAUAGAGAGAUGUAUGGUUUUCCGUAUGCGGACAAUAGACGGCUUGUAGUUUGGAAGUCCUGAAUGCAAGUGUAACGACAGGCCGGGCUCGAAAUCAAUCGAGAAUUGAAAAAGUUUUUUUGAGUACAAAGUUAAAAGGAAACGUAGUUUUCUACCAAGUGAGUAAAAGAAUGAAUAUUUUUAUGCAUGUUUUCCAUGAAAUAUAAUUGGAUUUUUAAGGGCAUCGAAAAUCAGUGAGAAACAUUCGUGCUACUUAAGCAGCCAUUUUUUCAGAGUGUGGUUUUUGCAAGAGACCGGAAAGAAGUUCAUUCAGAAUCCGGCAUCCCGAGGGAACUGAAUUGUUAUAUAUUUAUCCUGUACGAUUAUUUAGUUCACAACCCCAUUUAAGUAAUCUUUUCGAAACGAAAACGCAUUUCAAAAUUUCGGUUAAAAUUUCAUGAACUAGCACACCUUCUGUAGUUUUUUUUCCAUUUUUAGUUGACCGAUUUAGCUGGAGAGUACUCCGUGAGCUGGGAGGGCAUUUCUCGACGAAUUCGGCCAGAUUUGGUGAUUUAUCAGACUCCCAAACCUUAUUCGUUUGUUCAGUGUCCAAGCAAGUCAGAAAGAUUUGCUGUCUGCUGUCUUUGAAAGCUGCCACCAAUGAAACUUGUUUACUUCCGAAUAUCGAUAUUACAAGAUUAUACGCGGUCGAAAUUUGGCCUUUGGUUUGUCAGGUUGCAUCACGCGUUCCCCAGAGAGUUAAAUACCGGGGGUCGAUACGACCGCCGUUUUGGUGCCGAGCGUUGGACUUUGAUAUUUCUGAUACCUCGUUUCCAUGUCAGCAGCGGUAGGGGCAUGCAUAUCUCGUGUACUAGGGAAGCAUGCCCGGUGCUUGAUGGGGAAACCAGGUCACGUGUGUGGCACACGCGGACGAGCUGCGUAGCCACUGCCUCCUCCCCCCCCCCCGGAACCUGCCUCUGGUCGUCUUGAUUUGGUCUUGUCGUCGGAGCGAGGAGUUUGGGGGCGGGAGAAGGCGCGGUAGAUGCUGUGCAAGUGUGCCCUACCAUAAACUUAUGCACGCGCAAGUCACCGUGCCGGCUGGGCCCGCUCUGUGUGUCAACAGUGAACAUCCUCGCUUGCGCCGGCCGAGCUGUCAUCCAACGUCAUUGAUGCUUAAGUCAGUGUUGCAGUGCGUCGAAGUGCUGCCAUUUGUACUGCAUUUGCGAAUGACGUUCUCCCUAUUCCACACAAAUUGUUGCCUCCUCAGUUUCUUUACUUCUUUUCUGAUGUAGACAAUUCGUUGUCCAGUCUGCCGGAUUCCCUCGGCGAUCUCGAAAAUCUGCAUGAACUCUAUCUGGACAAAAAUCCCCUGCAAACCCUGCCUGUCCGUCUAGGAUGCCUCCGGAAGUUAAAGAAAUUGACCGUUCCCCUCGACUCCCUCUUGACUCCUCAAAGAGGUAGGACUGCAUUGUGCAUUAAAUAGCUUUAACUGCACUCUAACGUCAAGCGAGUGUUUUGUGUCCUUCCCCUGUUAAGAUCACCUCAACACUCCGUCAUGUCGUGUGUACUUUUAUGCUGCUCUCCCGUUAUUCACAUGUUCAGGUCACUAAGGCAAACGUUCUCCUACGCGCCCACGCGCAGACCGUCUUAGUUGUCUGUCGUCCCAACCGCCGCGCAGAACGUGGACUGCAUCAGCACUUAUGCUCGUGUAUUCGCGUUUGCAGCAGUCGGCCGGUUUCCCCAACGUAGUUGCACAUACAGCAGCUGCACUGAAGCCGGCAGACAAGGGCCGACAUCUCCUGCUUAGGGAUCGGGUCUUUUGGCCACAUCACUUGCCGGCGGAUUGUGGAGUCGGGCCUGUGGGCAACGCCUAUUCCGAGCGGCGCGAGGGAUCUAGUCACGGCUUCGGAGACCCCUUUCAUGCAUGGUAUAGCGUGCGGACACAGUUUCGUUUGUGUUACAGUGGGUGGUUGCUGCUGUAACUGCGCAUUUGUAACCUCCUUUAAUUUUGAUAUGCCACCUGGGAAUCGCAUUUUCACUACUAUUGACGGGGAAUGAGUCAGCAGUCUGACAGGCUGAUUUCUUGAAUGAUAUCGGCAAUACCAACACCAAUUGAUAGUCAUCGUCAAGGAAAAAGGCGAGAAAUACAGGGCGUGUAUCUAUUGCGCCCCCCCCCCCCACCCGUGAGCCCCGAGUGCCGCAUGUUUUGUACCGGACAGCCGAUGUGCGCUUGUACACAAGUUCCUCGUGCCCAGCAGGCAGUUUCUGCUGCCCUUUGAAGGGCAUCUGGGUGUGCGUAAAGUCGGCCACCGGAUCAAUCAGACGCGCGCUGUUUGCGUCAAUCGACCGUAUCCAUCGAAGUGUACAUGAGGGCGGUAGGAAAAGUAAGCCUUAUUCGAAAUACUCGUUUCUCCGCGGAUGCUAUAUGUGACUCGUGCUCUCAAAAAUUACAGUCGGUGGCGUAACUUAAGUAGUGUCAACUGAAAUCCUGAAAUGUGAUUCCGGUUGGAGAGCUUUACUUAAGUGAGGUUAUAAUGUCGGUUAUCAUGCAGCAUAAUCCCAUGAUCAUUCAACCACAGCCGGAUGCCGAUUUUGAAUGUGCGUCUUUCCGGAUGCGUGCGGAAAUUUUCUCUAGCAAAAAAUAAAUGCUUAAGUAGCAUGAUUUUCCGAUUGUUUUUUUGAUGCUCUUAUAAAGCAAAGUAUACUAUAUUGAGAACAUUCACAAAAUAAUAUCCCUUCCUGUACUCACUUUUUUGGUCAAUUAUCUCGUCAAUUUCCUGCGCGAAGAAGGGAUCGCUUUCAAAUUUUAAAAAAAUUUCCAAGAAAGAGAUUUUAGGAAUCGUGAAAUGUGUUUUCAAAUGGCAAUGACAUCGUGUCUGUCCGUUUAUUAAUGCUGAUUAUGAAGUAUACACCAUGAUUCACGUCCACUGCUAAAUUAUACGUGUCAUAUACGGUGUUAGUAUUCUUUAGAUUUUUCUUGAUUCAGUGCUAGUUUAUUCACCGGAAUAGACGCACCCGAGGUCAAAGCUAUGUCAGAAGACAGUCGAGAUAACUCGGAUAUUCUUUGUGAUUCUAUAGUAAUAAAUAGCAAGAUUAGCGGAGCACGAUAAAGUUAAUAAGGUGGGGAAUAAAUUGAAAAGCAGACGUAAGUUCGAGGUGCUUAGACGAGCAGUCAGCAAAUGACACCAGAGGGUGCUGGUCGAUUUAAAAGCGAGCGACGACAAAGAACAAUGAACAAUGAACGACGGGGACCGACUAGUAGGGAUGCAGAGACAAUGACAGGGUGGAAUGAGUAAAGUCUGGUUACUAACAAGCGGUUAGUAGCAAAUAAAAACAAGAAUACGCAAUCGACAUCAGGGAUGGCACAUACGGUACCCUAGUAAUAGUGUGUAAUUUUUUUUAAAUGGAAAGUGUGCAGCUUAUCGUAUGGAAGCCCGAGACGCAAGCGCAACGGCAGUUCGAGUUUGAAGCUUUUCGGGAAUCGGACCACUUUUUAAAUCUGUAAGGUAUCAGUCCGUCGAGUAAAAAGAUUUAAGAGGGCGAAAUUGAAUGCCAAACCAAUAAAAGUGUAUGCAUGCUUUACGCGACAUAUGUGUGGAUUUACCCGAAAGACCAAAAUCGAUGAGAAAAUUCAUACUAGUCAAGUAUUCUUUCUUUGACAAGUUCGAUAUUUAUAAACGGUAGGUAAGAUGCACGCUCAAAAACUGACAUCUUGCUGUGAUUGAAAUAUAGGAUUAAGCUAUAUGAUAAUCAAUAUUUAAACUUCAUUUAAAUUACCCUACCUACCGUAUGCAUUGCCUAAGUUCAAAGGUUAAACACCUAUAUUUCCCUCAAAUAAACUGAAAACUGAACUAAAAGUAGUUGGUCAGUUGUUUUACGUCUUACGCUUCGAAUUUCUCUGUCCGAUUGGGUCAUCAGUCGGGAGCACAGGCCGUCAACAACCCGAUUGACGUGAAUCGAUCAUGCGUCCCGUUGGAGAUGCCAUCUCUCCUUAACUCGAUCGGGCUGACUAACAUCGGCGUCGAAGUGGCCAACUGAAGAGGUGGAUCGGCGUUGAGAAAGUGGCGCUCGAGCUCAUCUCUGGGUCCCUGGUUUUCCUUGGGAUUGGGAUGUUUACCAAUUCAAAUUGACCUCCUCAGCUGUCCCUGACCGACUAAAAUGGAAGGCGAUCGUUCACAAUGCACUGAACUUACAUCUUGAAGUCGAUUGCGGGUGUGAAAUUGUGAAUGCCGUCACGAGUUUAGCCACUUGGCUCGAGUACAGAUUGACCUUGAAUUUCCUACAGCAGACGAACUACUUUUUACGUCCACCUCAACUGCACUUCCACGAAUAUUUUUUCUCCGCACGUGCAUUGACAGGAUUGCGCGGACCUCUGAAGUCCUAUUGCUUAUCUUUCUAUAAGAUCUUUUUCAUACCUCUUUGUAGACGUGUGUGAGGGCGGAAUCUCCUCUAUCCUCUCCUUCCUUCGUCGGGGUAAUUUUGCCAUCUGAACCCAAUCAAUUAUUCAUCACCAUUGUUUCCUGUUGUUUCUUGCGUAAAUUUAGGUUAGUGGUGACCUUGUCAAAACAGGUCUCCUUCACCGCCUGUAGUCUUAUGGUCGCCGGUUGCACGAGCCUCUGCGCCACUGCAGCCAUGUCACUUCCCUAUCUGGGGCAUUUUGUUUUUCAUUCUGGCUCUCCAGACUGUCACCUAGUCGAUAAAACUGGCAAGGCUAGUUUGAUCCUUCUUACCAGCUUCGCACAGUAAGUCUCCGUACUUCACUCCCUGAUGCAUACUGAAUCGCCAAUCCGCCAGGUUAGCUGCAGGUGUUUGGACACAAAAAGCAGACAACAUCUGGUUUCUUUGGAAGCAGGGUUUGUCCGUCGCCUACCUCUGAGCCCUCUUCUGAUCGCACGCAAAUUGGUUUGGGCUGGUACUGUGACUAAAAGUGCUUUAAAGAGACCUGAAAGGCAGGACUUUGGAACAUUUUUGGAUGAAAGUCGAAUUUAAAUGGUUGCAAGUUGGGGGACGUUCGUUUUACGAGCUCCGGUAUACCAGUCCAGCUUCCGCGGCCUCUACAAUUCUCGCAAAUGCCCGUACGACUCAGCCAAACGCUGUUGGCCUUUUGAAAACGAAACUUACUUUCUUCACGCAGGUAAAACAAAGAAAGGUAGCAAACCGACGCCGCACUUACUUUACUUUCACCGUGUUUUGAUUUUUUUCAUUAGGCAGGUGAGGCAAUCAUCUGUCCUGUGAGUAUGCUUAUGAACUAACAAGCAUUUGACCCAGAAGAUAAUUGGUAAACUAGCGAAUUCUCGUAUCGUUUAGAUAGAUUUCUGAAUCCCGAGUAGUCUGGGAUGUUUUCAGCCCGCUACGUUUGAGGAGCCGGUCAGUUACUUAAAUCAAGUUGAUACAGUUGCGGUCUUUGUGACAACUGUUGUCCUUUUGGUUAGAUCGCAGUUAGUAGCCAGGAAUUGGGAGGCGGAUAGCCAAGUCCCUGUCGUACGGGAAUGGUUGGAAAGGGGGUUAUAUGGGUGGGGUAAAUGGACGGGCUGGUAGAGGAAUGCUCGAGUUUCUGGGUAAAAGUAAAGUUACCAGGGAAAGUGAUGGGAAGUUUUAAGUAGGUGGAAUAAUGGCAGAAAUUUAAACCCUACGCUCGACCCUAAAAUCCAACCCUGACCGCAACCCUAAAGGCCAACCCAAAGCCUCAAAACCGAAACGUAACCAGAAUACUAAAUCCCAACGCUAACCAGGAACCUAGCCAAAACCCUAACUCAAACCUUGACCCUAACUCUAAACUUAAUCCUUACCCUAACCUUAACCGUACCCCUAACCUUAAGCUUAACCCUAACCUCAAACCUAACCCUAACGGGAACCUAAGCCCUAACCUUAACACCGAAACGUAACCCUAAAACACAAACCCUAAUCCUAAAACUUAAACUACGCCUAACCCUUACCCUCACUAAACCCAACAGCCUGGCCGAAACGGGCGACCUGCCUAUCUCUGUAAGAGAACACAUUCUGAUGACAAGUUGCCUAGACAAGGUAAGCACACCUACUGAUAACAAGUACGUACGUCGACAAUAUCAACGUAUAAUGUCUGGCUACCAACUGCGAUCUUACCGUCCUUUUUCCCUGAUGUGGAAAGGAGUGUGGAUAUCGCCUUGUACAGCCGUUUGCCUUGAUUGUCGUUUGCUCGUCAAUCUCAUUCAAACGAAUCCACCGAUGGGCGCGCCGUCUAUCAGUUCACACCCUAUCGACUCGAUUCGUCAUGUUUUUAUCAGUCCUGAUGCCUUAUGUGCAAGUUGACCCAUUUUCUCUACUGCUGUAUUCCCCUCAGCUGGAAACAUCCCCGACAAAGUUGAGUCGAAGAUUGACGAACCUGAGUCUCGAUCCCCAUCACUGUCAAUUUCAACUUCUGACGAUCCCUUAGACGUAAGUAUGCACCAUUGGCCGAUAAAGUGAACCACUUCACCUUAUCUCUGCAUGCUGUCGCUUAGGUAUGCGGUUUAUUUUUUUUCGAUUAUUCCAUGCAUUCGAGAGAGCCAGCCUGACUGGGUGCUCAUUCCUGGUUAUCUGAGAAUUCUCCGAACAUGCUUUACGGGACUGAAAUCGGACGUAGAUGGUCAUGGGAGGCAUCUGAUGUCUUGAGGGCUUUUCAACGCUUGAAGAGUGCGGGAUCGACGAGCCAGUGCGUAUUCGCUGUGUAAAGCUGGUUCAGUCUGGCCUGAGCUAUCGGGGAGACAGAUGCAAUCGCUGUAACUCCACGUGGCAUAACGUUCGCAGUGGGAAAAGCUGACUACUUAUCCCUCAACUCAGGACAGCUGCUUAAACAUGAUGGAAUCUCUAUCACCACGAACAGUCAAGAUACUCAUCGACAUCCAAGCCCCGACCAGUUUCUCAAUCCUUCUCAGUCUAGGCCGUGACUCAUCAUGGGAAAACUACUGCAGAAAUUCAAACUUAUUGUUUGGGGUGAAUGCACAAUGGCACACAAAAACGCUCGAGGCCCUUGACCGAUCAUUGCGAGAUUUGCUUGGAAACAGCAGACCAUUUGGAGACGCAUUGCUACUGUUUGCAGGAGACUCGGGCAAACACUGCCUGUAAUUCCUCGAUCGACACCAGCCGACGAAAGAAAUGCCUGCCUGACAUACUCUACGUGGUGGCGCCACCUCCAGACGUUAAAAUUAACUACGGAUAUGCGUGUCCGACUGCAAAACGACUGAACAGCUGAGAUAUUCUCACACCAAUUGCUGGCAGUUGGAAACGGACCGGUGCCGGUUGAUCCGACACCAGGACGCAUUUCACUACCUCCUACAUUAGGCAGUUUAGUGCCGUCAAAAUAAGAAUAGGUUACAAAGAUACUUCCCAAUAUUCAAACCAAUUAUACGAAUCACGAUUGCAUACGCGAACGAGCGAUUCUUGCGGCCAAGAACAAAGAAGUCUACCUACGUAACCAUACUAUUCAGUCUAAGGUUCAAGGCGGGGCAGUUCCCAUGCAUGUCCGUCGACACUGUUGUGGAAACAGACGAGGCAGUUAAUUGUCACACAGAAAUUUUUAAUUCGUUUGAUCUGCCAAGGACGACGGCGCGGUUACUGUAAUUGAAAAUCGAUUUUCCGGUUAUCUUACCGCGAGAAAUCAACCAGCCGAAGCUUACCAACGGCACGCGACUUGCAGUAAAACCAUUAGUGAACAACGUAUGGGAGCCAAUAUCUCGACAGGACCUUUUAAAGGACAGCAUAUCCUUAUCCCUCGCAUUCCUAUGAUUCCAACUGACAUGCCAUUUCGAUUUAGAAUGCUGCAUUUCCUGGCGUUUGCAUUCACGAUCAGCAAAGCUCAGGGCCAGUCCUUAGAAUUGUGCGGUUUAGGAUCUGCAAACGGAUUGCUUCUCACAUAGCCAAUUAUACGUUGCGUGUCCCCGAGUCGGCAAAGCGGACAAUAUUUGUGUCUGCACAGACAACGCAACGGCAAAAAUAUCUUAUACCCACAAUAAUUAUGCAUAUAAACAUCUCAGAAACGUGUCCCCUUCCGCUUUUCUUUCUUUCGCAUUUCGUCAGACUGAGCCACAGCAACGCUUGUCGGGGUCCAGCUAGUACUCCAUAAAAAUGACUACUGAAGUAGCAUGCAUUUUUUCAUUGAUUUUCGAUGCCCUUAAAAUUUGGCCAUACUAUAUAAAAGACACGCAUAAAAAUAUUCAUUCUUUUUCUCGUUCAGUAGAAAAUGGCGUCUUCGUUUAAUUUUGCAUUCGAAGGAAGGGUAUAAUUUAGUUCUAUAAAACUUUUCCAAUUGCCGAAUUAUGUUGAACCCAACCUCCGGUUACAAAUGCAUUCAGGGUUCCCAAACUACAAGCCGUAUAAUUUCCGCGUACGGAAAACCAUGCAGAUCUCUAAGGUAAUAAAGAAGGACCAUAUAGGGUUCAUAAAAUUAAGCAGUGGAUUUGAGCCACAUCGUUAACUUUACAAGUCACAUUGGUAAGUGCAGGGACAUGACGUUUUAUGAAGGGCCAUUUCAAGGUAUUUAAAAAAUCCCACAAUUAGAAACUUUUUUUAAAACCCAAUUAUACCCUUCUUUCUAGUGUAAAAUUGAAAGAAGACGUAGCUUUCUACUAAAUGAGCAAAAGAGUGAAUAUUUUUUGUGCAUAUUUCCCAUGAAGUAUAAUUGAAUCUUUAAGGGCAUCGAAAAUCAGUGAAAAAAUGCAUGCUAAGUCAUUUUUUACGGAAUAUGGUUAUUGGAUGCAGCCGAAAAGAAGUUUUUUUGAAAGCCGGCGUUCUGGGGUAACUGAAUUAUCAUAGAAUUAUGCUGCACGAUGAUUAGUUUUACAACCCUAGUUAAUUAAUCUUUUCGAAACGGAAACGCAUUUUGGAAUUUCGGUUGACAUUUCAUGAGUUAGCCCACCUACUGAGGUCGGUGGCGCGCCUAGGCUCUGGCCCACGCCUCGCCGGCCACCUGCACCCGAUGUCACCUCUAGUCUUCUCGCUUCGGUCACGAUACCGGGCCCAGAAAAGUGAGGGGGAAGAGAAUGUGGUGGACGCAGCCCAAGUGUACUAUCACUACAAACUAAUUCACGUGCAAGUCACCGUCCCUGUUCCUACACUGUUGUGGGGCACACGGUGGGCCUCCUCGGGAACGACGGUCGAAAGAUUGACUCCGCCACUGGAAACAGACUCACCUCCCCCCACCUAACCAAUUACCGAAUCCAAGCAAAAUCUCGGUACUGAAUAGGGGGCGGGAAAAAAAUCAUUGCGAUUGUGGGUGAACUGGGGGCCGCAGAAACGGGACUGAAACGGCUUGUGACUCAUGCGGUUGCCGCGCUUACGGGGAUUUCAGCCUCAUCGAAGCUGAGAGUACAGCGGAGUCCUGUCAGAUGGCGUUUUUCCCUCCCAUCGCUGAUGUGUCUCCGGAGUAAUCUUCGUGUUCCUCCUGCACAGUUGUUCCACCCUCAACUGCGCCAGACUGCCGAACGACUCCAGUCGCCGUCAGUGGUGUUUCUUAUGAUGUCUCUCCACGCGUGAGGACUUGCCGGGGGGUGGAUCUGCUGGACUCGUCGCACUCAGCUUAGACCAGAUAAACUUUUCCCCAAAAACCAUCUCCAUGCCUCAACAGGGCACGGCAAGCCACCUUUGAACUGACCUGUUCGUCACCUCUGAUGAGACGACAACAAUUCCUGCUACGCUCGCCAGUUAACGCGCCCAAAAUAAUCUUGGCCGAACUUCUUUGGUGGCACGAAAUAUCUUUGCAGGGGUUUCGCAGCACGUGUCAGAGGAAGCCUGUAUACUUCACCCUGGGUCCUUUUCAGGCAAAGGUGGGCGAAAACCCCCGAUGUUCUCCUUUCACAGCCGUAGAGGAGAUCUGAUUAGGAAAAUGCCCUCUACACGUGGAUCGCAGUUGCCGCUGAGAAAUCGCUACGAGUCCAUUGAGACCUUCGAAAGCCCACAGAAACCCAUCAGCCGCCAUCUACUCGAGCCAUUCUUCAUUCAUCAUUCUGUCCUUCUGGCAACAACUUUGUGCCGAGCUAGUUGAAUUUUCUGAACAUCUACCUUCUGCAAGUCUUGUUCCAACUAUGCAUAAAAGGGGCACUGUCUAGCUCGAUCUCUAAUUAUUAUACGAUGCAACCGAAGUAAUCCAAACAACAGGUCAUGUUUGGACUUCGUAGCCCUAGCCUUGCUAAUGGUUUCCGACUGACCUACUAUCUGACUGUGGAGGGGGGGGGGAGGGAGGGAAACCGGUCAUUCGGAAUGUAUUUAUCUUUUUCAUAGAACCCGGCUGGCUAAUUUUACUCGAAUACGGCUAGCAGCACAGGUAAAGGUAAGUUGAAUAACUGGCGAUAUGCGUUGAGGUCAGUGUUCUGACGUAUUCGGAGCCGUCAGAAGAGUCCCAUCCUAGUUCCGCAUGUGCACCGACGGUUGUUAGAGUUGUUGAACAAGAAGCUAUCGAUGCGGGCGUUUAGCGUCUAAUUGACCACUGGGGAGGAGGGCAUGAGCGGUUACAGGGGCGGAGUCGAGGUUGGUGACGAAGUAAUGCCUGCUGUAGUUGGUGGCAGCUUACGUGAACUCGGGUUUCGCAGUUGUGACACCGAACAGUCCAUAUUUUUUCAUCAAUAGACGCUGCAGGUAUAGGCAAGCCAGGCUGGUUCGCCCGUUGUUAGGUCGGUUUCUGGGGGGUUGGUAUUGCGUAGCUUCUUAGAUUGGGAUGUUCUGACUCGCGGGGGUAGCCUCGACCAAUAUACCCACUUAUCUGCGUCGAAAGGGACUUUUGCCCGCAAGCUGAUAGCAUAGUAGUCAUUUGAACUGCUGGUUUGACUCGCAAGCCAGUUCGUGAUUCUGCAUUGAGGGCGUGUGGAACACGCGUUGUUGUUGUCCUCAUGUUAGACUUUGAUCUGUACCAGGUGUUAUUACUCUUUUUCUUGCCUUCCCGCUGCCAGACUGCGGACUCCGCCUUCUACGCGCAUCAAAUGGCUGUGAAACGACGCCACAAUGAGAAUUUACACAAAGAACUGGUGGCUGCCCAGAGGGCGGAGGCGCUCGCCGCGCAGAGGGCCCUCAAAUCGCGAAACGCUGUCCUCAACCAACUGGUUGAGGUGAGUACACACAGUCACCGUUAGUUUGUCCUAGGACAAGAAUGAGGAGGUGGAGGUUGGGCUGUGUGUAGACCACCGGCCCACCUGCUCAGCCUCUGUCAAGUUUGUUGCUCCCCCCCCCACCCCUGUUGUUUUCGUAGCGGUUACGAGAAUGUACCUGCCGAGACUCUUUUUACAGGAGGGCAGCCGCAAUGAUGCGGAGGUCUGCUUGCUGCAGCAAAAACGCGAUGCCCGACGGCGGGAACUGCUCUCCAGCCUGCGUGACGCGGAAUCGCAUGCAGACGAGUUGAUUCGACGUCUGUCUGAGGCCAACGAGGCGGCAUGCAAACGCGAGGCCGAGUGGGAGGCCGAGCAAACGGAGGUGCUGAACCAUAACCUCGCCACUGGUCUGUCUCAGAGCACCCGACUGGCCAUACUUGGUGCGUGCCAGAUGGGCUUACCGCCCAUUUCACCUCUCUUUUUCGUCCUUGUGCAUAUAAAUACGCGGUGGCUCAUCUGUCGUGGUUGACGAUGACCAUCUGCCUUCAAAACGGGUCACGUGGCAGAUGUGCUGGACCAACACGGGGACCAUAUUGGAUUCUGGCAGGCGUUAUCGGAUGGCACACCAUAACAAAUGCCAACAUUUCGGGAUGCGGUGGCAGACCCGAUUGCCGACGCAUAUCGCGCACACUGGGACCCCUGCCACCCCCCAUUGUUGUUGCUGGUCAAAAACCUGGUCAUUUGUUGUGUGGACCAGGGGGUGUGGGGAAUGGAGCGCCAAGGUGCGGGCUAGACCGUGACAUUCAGCUGCGCCCUCUCCCGCCCCCGGUUUUCUUGGCUUUGCCUGGGCAUCGAGUCCAGGUGGGGGGAGGAGAGAGUGCGGUAGAUGCCGUGCAAGUAUACAUUCGCUAUAAAAUAAUUCACGCACAUGUCACCGUCCCUGCUCUCACCUUGCUGUGGAGCACAUGGUGGGCAUCGUCGACAACGACGGUCGAACUGUCUCAUCACAUAUCACACACACAUCUUCACCAUCAAUCUCAUCACUAUCAUUGUCAUUGUUAUCAUAGACACUGGUAGUCUGAACGUCUCAAAAUAUGAGGUCCAUCAUUGUCCCUAGGGCGCUGUGGGGACAUGCGUCUGAAUUUGAUCGACGUACCUACUUCAUUCUGUAUUUCCGGAUCUAUCUCUCCCUCCACUAAGACAACAAAAUCAGGUCAACGGGAUGAGAGUGUGCGCAUAAUGAUUGACAAAAUCAACCAGCCCGCCUGAACGGGUCACACACGACCUCAUUCCCAACUCCCCGCGGAUCCGGUUUCAAGAACAGAGGGACGCAGUAAGGAGGACCCAUUGCGAUCUGACCCUCGUCACUUGGUAGCCUUGCAGGUCACGGACUUUAGCGCGUCAGAUUCAUUUUAGGGAGGUAGAACUCCUGUCAUUUUCGAUGGUGAGAACCAUGGCACGGGGAUUGGCACACGAGUGAUGGGCGGUGCUCUAGUGUGUGCACAUAGCACACAACAGGGCCUUUCGGUGAUUGAAUGUUUGAGGACAGUGUGAACACAAGUGAUGUUGAUAUUUUACUGCUCAUUUUGCGCAUUCCUAUAGGACUGACCAAGCCACCAAGGUAUGCCUGAGUGUGCUUCUGCAGCGUGAGCAUGGAAGGUGGACUUGACUCGUGUUCGUCGGCUCUCCAGCCGUUUCACCAUGAAUUUGCCGAUGUCCGAUCAGACCGAUAUAUUGUUGGCACGUGCGACCACGAUUGAAACAAGUUGUUGCUGUAUCUGCACUGCUGGCCAUGUCACCAUUUCGGUAGUUGCGAAGGUAUUUGGAAACAGAAGACAGGAACCGAAAUGUGCCGGUACAGGGAGAGAGCACGUGAAAGCGGUCUCAUCGAUGAUACUAUUUUGUUUCGUGGGGAGGUGAUUUGGUUGCACUGCAGCUAAUCCGAAGACAGUCAGCAAGACCGAUCCGGACCUUGAAAGUGAGCUAACAGUGGUCCAACAUAUUAGCAGCGUUUUUCUCACGCCUGUUUCUCUACCUUUUCCUCCGCCAUUCGCAACAUCCGCCAGUUGUAUACAAGCGCUCCUUUUGGCCCUUUGUUUAUUUGACAGCACUCGAAGGAGGUCCUGGAGGUGACCCUGCAGCGCGUGUUUGUUCACCUUGCCUGCGAACAACCCUAGCGAAGAGUCACUCCGACAUGUCGUCGUCUGUCAACCUGACAGUGUGACCUCUCUAUUGGAGUUGAGCCUGGUUCAAGGCGGCUUAGGUGCUCAGUCGCUUCGAAAUCCCUUCCUACCACCCCCUUUCUGCUUUUUCUUGCGGACAGCCUGACUGGAAGCUAUCUGGUUUACUCGCUUGGCCUUGACAAGCAGUUCUGGUCUUUACGCUAUCUAAGCACGCUUUCAGAAUGAUAUUCCUGUAAACACAGUGCGUGACCGAUCUCAUGAAAUGUUGGCCGAAAUUCUGGAAUGCGUUUCCGAUUAGGAAGGAUUACUUAAGUGGGGUUUCUAUACUGAUUUUCGUGCAGCAUAACCCUAUAACAUUUCGGACUCGCCAGGAUGUCGGCUUUAGCAUGCACUUCUUUUUAACAUCUUGCAGAAACUACACACGGCAAAAAAUGAUUACUUAAGUAGCAUGCAUUUUCCACGUUGAUUUUCGAUGGUCUCAUAAAUUCAAAUAUAUUUCAUAAAAACAUGGACAAAAAAUGCCUUCUUUUACUCAUUUGGUAGGAAAUCACAUUAUCUUCAUAUUUUAUGUCCGAAGAAAGUGCAUAUUUAGGCCUUAAAAAAGUUUUCAAAUUCGCGAAUAAUUUUCAGCCUUAUCUGCCAUUGCAUCAGCGUUUAGCAAUUUCAGUCUACAAGGUGCAUGCUUUCCGCAUAAGGAAAAUCAUAUAUUCCUCUAUGCCUUUAAGAAGAUACCACAUAGUGUUCAUGAAAUUGUGCAAUGGAUCCGGGCUUUGUUGUCCAUUUCAUGAGGAGCAUUAGUAAAUAGGCAUGUGCGGUCUUGCAUGCAUGGACACCGCACAGUCUUAAAAAUCUCAUAAUUAGAAACUUUUUAAAAACCCAAAUAUACACUUUCUUUGGGCAUAAAAUAUGAAGACAUUGUGAUUUCCUACCGAAUGAGUAAAAGAAAGCUUAUUUUGUGCAUGUCUUCGUAAACUAUAUUUGAAUUUAUGAGACCAUCGAAAAUAAACGUGGAAAAUGCAUGCUACUUAAGCAGCCAUUUUGUACCCAGUGUGGUUUCUGCAGGAGGUCGAAAAGAAGUGCAUUCAAAAGCCGACAUUCUGGCGAGACCGAAACGUUAUAGGGUUAUGCUGCAUGAUAAUCGGUAUAGCAACCCCACUUAACUAAUUCUUCUUAAUCGGAAACGCAUUCCAGAAUUUUGGCCAACAUUUCAUGAGAUCGGCCGUGCACUGUACUCAUCUUGGUCAUCUCUGAGUGAGCCUUGUGACUUACUGAAAACUUGACGCACCCUGGAGAGGAGGGUUGCAAUCUCGAAACUGAUUUUGAUGGUGCUACUCAGAUAAAAUAAUGUGUCUACCCCUACGAGACGGUUACUGUGAGUUCAGUUUAUUCGACAGUUGGCGCUGGUUUGUGCAGGACAACCGUGUUGUGCACGUUGAUUGGUAAUCCGAAGUUGGCGCAUGCGGGAGCGAACGUUUCAGAUAUCAUCACUGUACAGUGGAUGUGCUAUCCCAUGAAGUGUUCACCGAACUUAUAAAAUACGCUCUUGACUCAGAAAUAUUACUUAAGUAGGGUUGUAAUAUUAAUUACCUUACAGCAUAAUAUCAGGCUAUCUCAGUCAUGCCAGCAUGCCGGCUUUUGAACGAGCUUAUUUCCGGCCGCUUGCAAAGACUGCACUUCCUAAAAAAUGACUACUUAAGUAAUGUGACCCCUAUUGAUUCUCGAUAAUCUUAUAAAUCCAAGUGUAUUUUAUGGAAAAGAUGCGUAAAAAUAUCCUUUUAUUCAUUCAUUUGGUAGCGCGUUAAUCUUCGUUAAAUGUUAUGCAUGAAGGGAAAGUAUCUUCCGGUUUUAAAAAAGUUUUUACUUAUGAGACUUUUAUAGAUCGUGAAGUAUUCAUUCGUGAAAUGUCGUUAUGCAGUGUGACCCAAAUCCACUGCAAAAUUUUAUGAACCCCAAUUGUUAUUUCCCUAGUAGCAUAUAGAAAUAUAUGAUUUUCCUCGUACGGAAAAUAUACAGCUUGUAGUUUGGAAACCCUGAAUGCAGGUGUAACAGCAGGUCGGGUUAAAAUUUAUUAGCAAAUUGAAUAGUUUUCUUUUUUAAAAAAACCGAGUUAUACUCUUUCUUUAAAUACGAAAUCUCGUUGUGAUGUAAUUCACUAACAAAUAGAAGAACGAAUUGAAGCCCUGUUUUCUCGUAAUAAACUUGAACGAGGUAAAGGUUUUGCAACAUGCAGGCUUUAAUGCCGUCAUAAAGUGUCGUGACCUACCAGUAAACUCCGUACGGUCAUUGCGUAUUUAUAAGGUAAACUAUUCAAUUAGAGGGCAAUCUAGAGGGAUGAAAGUUGAUAGAUAAAUAAACCACAAACUGGUGACCUGGUAUGCGGCUGCGCAUGGCCGGGGGGAAGGGGGAGGGAAGUUAUCCAAGCAAGCGACGAAGGCUGAAAUUGAAGCAUUGUUUUCCCGGAAUAAAUUUGAAGAAGGCAAAGGCGACGAAACAUGCUGGAACUAUUGGCGUUAUAUAAUUUCCUAACCUCUUAUUCAACUGCCCAAGGUCAUUACGUAUUUGUAAGAUAAGAUAAACUGUUCGACCAGAGAUCGGCCUAGAUGGAUGAAACAUGAUAGGUAAAUAAAACAUCGGCUCUUGGUCUGAUAUACAACUGCGCAUGGCGAGGGCGACGGGGGAGGGAAGGUAUCCGAGCAAGCCAGUUAAUAUUACAGUGAAAACCUGUUGGGCGUGAUUGAAACUGCAACGCGCGGUACAGCAGUCGGCCAGCAGCAUUCUUCAGCCUAAGCCUCCCCUCGUGUCCCCUUUUCUUGCCUAGACUCAAUGCAGGAGACUCUGUGCGCAUCUGAGGCUGUAAUCGCCAGGCAGAACCGGUCUCGCGAGAAUGCCAAGCAGAAACUGCAUACGGAUAAGGUGGACUCCGAGAAAGCCCUUGCCAAGGUCCUUGCCAGUCGAAACUUGGACAAGCUAGACCUGACAGCUCGGGUCGCAGAUGAGGUACCAGUCUUGCAUUGUCCUGUAGGAUGCAGAUGCCCCAAUGUUUUAUCAACCAAACUACCGACCAGAUGUAGAAUCAUAUAAACUGUCAGAUUUUCAGCAGUUUGCCCAUCAUGCCAGAUGAUAACUACUGAGAAGGACAAGGAAGACUGGAAUGACCAUCUCUGGCCAGUCGCACCUGGCCUCGGACCUGGAUAACAUGAAAUUCAUACUGUUGAGUUAAGGAACCCUCACUCCUGUCGGAUAUGUUCAGAGGAGGGAGGGGGGGAGUGAAGUGCUCGAUCUUCCACUUGCAUGCUAGGUUGAAAUAGGAAGAAUCAUGAAGACCGAUGCUGUGCACGUCAUUUCUGCAAUUUGUAGCCGCCUGCAUAGCCCAUGUCCAAGUUUUCGCAAAUAGAGGCUAAAGUUAGAGUUCCAGGUGUACAGUGCGUGACCGAUCUCAUGAAAUACUGGCCGAAAUUGUGGAAUGCGUUUUCGAUUAGGAAGGGUUACGUACGUGGGGUUGUAAUAUUGAUUGAUAUGCAGCAUAAUCCUAUAGCAUCUAGGACUCGCCAGGAUGUCGACUUUUGAAUGCACUUCUUAUUGACCUCCGGCAAAAACCGCACUUGGUAAAAAAUGACUACUUAUGUACCACGCAUUUUUCGCAUUGAUUUUCGGUGGUCUUAUAAAUUCGGAUAUAUUUCAUAGAAAACGUGCGCAAAAAUAUGCUUUCUUCUACUCCUUUGGUAUAAAAUCACAUUGUCUUUAUAUUUAUACCCAAAUAAAGUGUAUAUUUAGGUUUUGAAAAAUUUUCUAAUGAGAUUUUUCGAGAGCCUGCGACGUCCAUUUAUACAGCAUUGUACCUGUCUGUUUACCAAUGAUCCUCAUGAAAUGUACAACACAGUCUGGAUCCAUUGCGAAAUUUCAUGAACUCUAAAUGGUAUCUUUUAAAAAGCAUAGAGAAAUAUAUGAUUUUGCUUAUGCGGAAAGCAUGCACCUUGUAGACUGAAAUCUCUAACCGCUAAUGCAAUGACAGAUCGGGCUCAAACUUAUUCGGGAAUUGGGAAACUUUUCGAAACCUAAAUAUACGCUUUCUUUGGGUGCAAAAUAUGAAGGCAAUGUGAUUUUCUACCAAGGGGGUAAAAGAAAGCAUAUUUUUGUGCAUGCUUUCUGCAAAAUAUAUUUGAAUUUAUAAGACCACCGAAAAUCAAUGCGAAAAAAUGCGUGCUGCAUAAGUAGUCAUUGUUUACCAAGUGCGGUUUUUGCAGGAGGUAAAAAAGAAAUGCAUUCAAAAGCCGACAUCCUGGCGAGUCCUAGAUGCUAUAGGAUUAUGCUGCAUAUUAAUCAAUAUUACAACCCCCGCUAAGUAAUCCCCUCCAAUCGAAAACGCAUUCCACAAUUUCGGCCAAUAUUUCAUGAGAUCGGUCACUCACUGUAUGUAUGAGUAGAUAGGAGGAAAACCAAUCGCGCUGCGGUACCAUUUAUCUUUCUGAGCUUUCAAACUAAUGCAGAAGUCCAUUGCCAGAGAUAAAAGCAGUAACAGAACAGGCCAAAGUUAUAGGGGAUAUAAGCCAAUCAACGACUGGUGCUGCAGGUAACUGUACAGGACUCUGUACGCCAAUGCCAGAUCGAUGCAUUUAAUUGACCCCGGAUCAGAACUUAGUCAAUUAAUUUAUCGAUCUGGUGCCGGCGUACAUAGCUUUAGACAUUCAUCUCCAGACCUGCAGCACUGGUCGUUGAUUGGCUAAUAUUCCGCAUAGCUGUCGCCCGUUCUAUUGCUGCUUUUAUCUCUGACGAUGAACUGCAUUAGUUCAGGAGUUAAGCAAAAUGAACAAAGGGAUCUGCUGCUCGACCAAUCCUCCCUUUUCUUGCUUUUUUCAAUUUUUUGUUUAAGCGCGCAGUCAUCUUAAUCUAUAGGACUCUAAGAGAGUUAAUUAAGCUGAUCGGGCAGAGAAUACACCCGUCAGAUAAAAAAGUAAUCGAAGGGAAGCAAGCAAAUCUUGAUCUCUCUAAUCGUUUGUGUUCUAGGAGGCAGAACAAAAGGAGGCCUUUCGACGGCUACAACAGCUCAGGGAUAUGCAAAGUCAGCGCAUCAUUCAGGAGAUCAGGCUGGUCGAACAAGAACUCUGUCGUCUAACGCAGGCUGAGCAGGAACGGAAGCGGGCCUCCUCCCAGUUGACCGUCUCCACUCUUACCGAGCAGCGCGGCAAACUCCUGCAGCUGCUACAAAGCCUACAGAAGGCCAAAGAGCGUCGGGAGACGGAAUUACAGAACCGUCUGGUGAGGCGGCCUUCCCCUUUUCAGCCAGCAAGCACUGUCUCCCAGACCACAUUUAAUAGCGGAUUUUUUAGUGCGCUUUUAUUUGUGACAAUAAUUGUCCCCCUUCCCGUUAUCCUAGGUGGAGUUAGAAGCACGCAAACUCCGCGACCAGACUGACUACUGGCUUGUGCAAUACCAGAGGCUAAUGGACAAGAAACCGACGGCCCUGCUUAGUGUGAGUUUCAAUCUUUUUUGGUGAGCAUGUGGUGUGUGACAAGUUGGCUUUUCUGUCUUUCAAGUGCUAAGCGCGCGCGGCCGUUCCUCUGCCCUAUAAAUGUCAUAAAUUAUGCCUACUUGCAAGUUUUACGUAGCACUUUCACGCAGCAUUUAAACAGGAGGCCGCUAAUCUGAGCCUCGUCUUUUUAGCCUGUCUGUUGGUGAAGAAUGGAGCCAUGAUUUUAAUAGUCCGUGGGAGGGAUUCGGACAAAAAGCUAGUCCUUAAACAACCAGUGGAGCCACAAAGAUUGGCUUAUACUGUUUCCUUCCUAUUCCUGUACUGUGACUAAGCCUAAGAAUUUAAUAAUUACACAUACACCACCCCUCGGGUUAGAUAAUGGGUCUCCCUGUUAUGCCUUUAUGUUGGGCUUCCAUAUGAAAAAAGCAGACAUUUUCCCGAAAGUAGUUGGAUUUUUACUUUUUUUAAAAAUAUAUUCUGAGUAUCGUUUUAUUUGAAUGACACAGACUGUGAUCGCUGAAACGUUUAGUCUAAAAUCUCUGUAGGAAGGAAAAGUGGACAAUGGCGGAGAAAUCUGUGCCGAAAUAUGGUAGGAAAUUCCUCGACUCCUUAGCCAACUGUGGAUAGCGCCGUGAUUUUCACAGUUGGGUCAAUAGGAGUUAUUCAAAAUCUGCCAAAAUACCUAUUAAUUAAGUGAGUCUGGUAGUCAUCUGGUGGAUUCUAAGUGAAUUACUUAGGAAAUCCUGCUUGGGCAGUCAACUUACUGUAUCAGAUUUGGUGGAUUCCAGACGUUGCAGUAGAUUGGGCAGGUAAACUUGAUCCAAAUGUGAUUAAACUCGAAUCGUCUGGCGGGGCCUCGUAGCUCAAGUGGUUAGAGCGUUGGCUGUACUAAAGCCUUCACAUAUUUGUAUGCCAUUGGACGUUGUAAUGUGAAACCUAGAGUUAAGGUGGUGCCUUUUAUAGCCUAUCAUCCCCAUGCCGUUUAUCACCUUGAACGCUACAUUUUUUUCUAGACUUCGCAACGGUCUAUAGCAUCUCAAAGAUUAUGUACAGUCGAAUAAGAGGUCUUGGGAUUUAAUGUGCCGUUUGAAUUCCACUUUCGUUACAAUUUUCGAUGUGGUCAGGUUUGUUCUGAAUAAAGGAAAAUUAUUUAAAAACAAGAAACCUGUUUUUGCCGAUUAUUUUAAACACUGCACAUUCAUUUCAAAAAGUUCAUAACUUCACCCUAACAUCAUUCCCUCCGAAAGAAGUCCUUGCUGAUUGCUGCGAAGACGUCAGCAGUUUCUUAGAUUGAUUUAGCUUUCCCAGUUUUUCGGUUUUUUACUAGUAACUUAUCCGAAAUUGUUCAUGUCCGGCUCGAAAUUAGCAAAGGGUUCUAUUAACCUCCUGGGCAUAAGCUACAAAGUUGACACGUUCCAAUCCAUAGUUGUGGGAGCAACCUUCAGUCCGUGGCUUCUAGCCCACCCGAAAGUCUAGAAGACAGCUAAGGGAUGCAUACAUGUCCUUUUAGAAUCGGCCCCGGCAGUCACUGAUUCGGGUAAUUUUUAUCCAGCCUUGAUCACUUCCCAUCAACGCUGCAAAUAGGAAGCUUCACUACAAGCAACUGGGUUAUUGAUGAGCAGCGCUUAAUUUCACCGCCUGCUGUACUUUUCCACCCUUUUCUUCUGUGCACAGGAGCAGCUUAUUGAUCCCGAUGUGUACAAGAUCCUUGAAGCCGCCGAUGCCAUGGACUAUGCUGCUAACUUCGAGUACCAUCGCAUCACCUCCGACAUGCUGCUGUCCUUCACUGAUGCUGAUCUGGUUCAGGUACCUUGUUGCCUUAGCUUUCUCUGAGAGUUGCCCUUAUACCGACAUAUUAUGCACAGUAAAUGUGAUAACUCAUUAAAUGUAAUGAGUUAUCACAAAAAAUCCCCAUAACACAAAACCCGCCCACGCUGCUCUCCCCAAAGUAUCAAUGUAGUAAUGAAAGUCACAAUUUGUUUAUAAAUUACUAUCUACUAACAUAAACAUAAGUAACGCUCGUCGAAAUAUUUAAUUUAACAAGCGCAUAAGGAAGCGGGACGCAUAGAAAGGGAAAAAUAAUUAAAAAAUGAUAAAAAAUACCAAAAGCAGUACGUUGCUGACCUCACAUUCCCAUUUAACUCGGCAGAAAGUUUUUCUGACAUGGUGGUAGCCGGGUUGUCUAUAGUGCACUGUUCAUUGUGGUCAUCUUGCACAAAAUCGAACUCUGCUUACACUGAGAAAUUCUUUUUUGCCUUGUCGCCCUCACUUGAUUAGUGCAAAAGGAUUUCCGAUAGGAUUAGGAUCCGGGCUGUUGGUAUGAAUAGCAGCCGGUUGAAGACCGCAUGCGGAGAGACUGGAUGUUGUCUAAAUAGCUAGAUUGUAGUUGCAAUCGUUAUCAAAUUCCUACCUUUUUAGAGCGAUAGGCAGGAGUAGUAUCAAGAAAGAUUAUGGCAUCCACUCGGCACCGGUGGAUGCUGUUGUAGCCGAAGACGUCCUUCACAACAUCGACAAACACCUUGCUGUUGCUGGUGUUCGUAGCCGACCGCCAGAUUAGCCGUUCUCUGAACUCGAUAGCCAUCCGAACCAUCAACCUUUGACAGUUCUUGGUGGUUGCAUCCGACGCUGUGCGCUCUCUUAAAAUUUUAUUCUUACACACGACCAUCUGGGUCGACUUCAUGGACUUUCUAAAGAUAAGACCUCUAUGGGGGGGGGGGGAGGAGGCGUAAAUACUCUUCCAAGAUGAGGGCCUGUAAUCAAUAUAACUCUUUGCAAGUGAAAAAUGUUCUUUAGUUAGCCUUCUGAUUAAAAAUGGCUUGAUCAUGACGUUUUACUCGUGAAGUUCAAAUUCCUGCAUCCUUUUCCUUGUCGGAUCUUAUUUCGUAGCCGCACCUGCAUUAAACAUGCCUCAGCCGUCUGUCAUACGAGAUCGGUGGUAAUAGGGUUUGACACUAACCCCUAACCCCAACUCAAUCCCCUACUACUAACCCCCAACCCCAACCCCUAACAGUAACCUCUGGCUCAUAACACUAACACCUUGCCCUAACCCUUAGCCCCUAACCCUAACUCCUGACAGGCGCGGCUGCGAAAUAAGACCUCACCCAUGCCCAUUCUAAAGUGAGUAAUUACCCAAUCAACCCCAAAAAAUGACAGAAGUUAAAUUACCGCACACGGUAGAGACAGUAAUAUAAUCCCUAAUUCGUAGUCCAGGAGCAUAGCAUUCUGAAGCCAAGCUUUAUUGUGACAGAGGGCGCAGCUGAUGCAUGCAAGACUGCUUGGCGCCUAGUAGAAAACUAGCUGCGUUCUCUGCCGAUCGUAUUCACGAUCAGAAGGCCACCGGCUGGGUCUUCAUCCAUCUAUCUAUUUAUACUACCUAAUUAGUCGAUUUAGGACCUGGUUGAUGGUUGUUUAUAAGCGAACAGAAUCAGUGUACUUCUGAGGCGCUAAUCAGGCCAGUAUAUGCCCAGUUCGGAUCUUAUUUCGUAGCCGCGCUUGCAGUAGACAUGGCUAGGCCGUCUGUCAUACGGGACCGACGGUAGUAGGGGGCUUAACACUAACUACCAACCCUAACCCCUAACACUAAUCCCCUAACCCUAACCCCUAGCGUUUUUGGCUACGAAAUAGGAUUUAACCUCAUUUUUCACCGACACAGUAGGGGGCAGAUGGGGGUCGGAUCAUUUUAUUCUACAGUGGAUGCAAAUGGUCUUAAGGAAGUGAUUUAAAAUAAGAAUAAAGAUGCCCAAACAGUUUCUACCUGCAGUCGACUAUGAGCGGAUACAGAAAUUUGCGGAGGAAUGGUUGUCGUGUGAGCUGUUACUAAGUAUUUUCAAUAUUAGUAAGGUCAGUCUAAGGCGGAUUACCACUGUUAGAACGGCGCUCAGAGAUAAGCGGGGAAAACUAAAACGGUCCACCAGUGGACAGAACCAUGAAUUUACUUGUUGUGCACUAACAAAGUUUCAAAAUAUGCGAACUGAGACCAUACACGGGGAGCAUCUACCGAAGUUCUUUAUGAACAUGAUUAGGAAAAGGGUACGACCAUAUUCUGUAGCUGCACCUGUUAGGGUUAGUAGUUAGGAGUUAGUGUUAAACCCCCUAUUACCACCGGUCCCGUAUGAUAGGCGGCUAGGGCGUGUUUACUGCAGGUACGACUACGAAAUAAUAUCCGACUAAAAAUGAAAAAUGGGUUGUUUAUAUUCGACUACUUUACGUCCUAAAUUGAUCAUAUCUAUGUUUUAUGCAAACGCGUUUGCUCAAAUUCUGUCAUCCUCGUUUUCUAGAUCGGCGUCCACGCUUUGGGCGCGCGAAAGUCCAUUUUACGCGCUCUAGAGGAGUAUAUUGCUACACAUGUACGUUCGCCAUUUCUCACUUCACGUAAAAUUCAGAUUAAUCUUUAUGCACUGUCGUUUACUGAUGUUGGAUCUGGCGACAUUUUUGCUAUGAGGCAGUUAAUUUAUUUGACUGACAUCCACAAACCGCGCCCUGUUUAACUAUUCAGCCUUUAUGAUCCCUCCAAUUUCGUCUCCUCAGUCAUUUCUGACGUUUCAUUUUUGUGUGCUAUAGAAGCUGGAACUUCCUGAGCCCAGUGCGCCACCAAUGGAUCUCCCCUCGGCACCCCCUCCUCCUGUCUCGAAAGCCGCCGAAUUUGGGGAGGACGAGCGACUGCCACAGCCCUCAGCCCCGCCUCUUCCUCCAAUCAUGGCCAGAUUCGAAAGCGAGUGUUGUGUGUGUCAGGAGCGUGGGGUACGUCUACUAAGGCCUCUCCGCCAUGACAGUCCUCAUAAGUAGCACUCCAAACCGACGGCUUAAAUAAUUUUAUGGGGCCAAAGAAGAUUGGUGCUAACCUCUUUCCACUGUAUAAAGGCAAGUGGGAAGUUAGUAGAGUGAGCUUUGAGGCACAGUUGCCUAUAGGCAGAAUGGUGUUACCGACAAAGACAAGGGAGACUGGAAUGGCCAUUUCUGGCUUAUUAGCCGUCGUCAGCCAGUCAUACCCUAGCACGAAGUGUGGAACACCCGAGGCUCGGACUCGAGAGAGAGCCCGUAAGGCACAAUGGAACGAGUGAGUUCCGUAAAAAUGAUCGGUGAGCGCCCCCUAUCAUUUUCUAUUCCCGAUCGAAACCGACAGGGCAACGGCCUCGUGACCCAGUGGUUAGAGGCGUGGAGUUCUAACUAACAGGUCGCGAGUUCGAGCCUCGGAUGUUCCACACUUCGGGGUUGGUUAUGACUGACUAACGACGGCUAAUAAGCCAGAAAUGGCCAUUCCAGUCUGCCUUGUCUUUGUCGGUAAUACCAUUCUGCCUAUAUCGUUCGCCGCUGUGCGGCUGCUGGUUGAGAUAGACAUAGAGCUUGUAAGGCACAACGGAACGAGUGAGUUCCGUAAGAACGAUCGGUGAGCGCCCCCUUACCAGAGUUGCCUAUUUUGGUCACUGGCCCGAUCUCUAUCCAUUCUCACAUUGGCGCACGCUCAUUCUCAACGGGAAUUAAACAUCAGGCCGUAUACAGCCUCAUUAUCAACCCAGCCGACUGUAGCUAGUGUCGGCUGGCAUUGUCACUGUAGGCUCGCCAAUCCGGAGUAUUUUCAGUCAAGCACACCCGGCUAGCGUUCGGGGCCAUUUGGAAGUAUAGCGCUUAACACAAGGGUACGUAAAGAGGAGAGGUUCACCGGACCAUUACUUAAGCUCUGAAUGCACAAAAUCGAACAAAAAUGUAAAUGGCAUAUCGUGUCAGCAGGCCUCAGGCUGAUCGAUUUUUUUUACCAACUGUUGGAGCGCGAUCACACUACCACAAACCAUUUCUAUAACCAACUACUCAGUAAUCACUAUAUUGGGGUGUUCGGAAAUAAAUCGCGUUUUGUUCACUCCUAUGAAAUAUGGGUCAGCCAACUGUUGUAUCCCUAAUGGACGUUUUGUUUCGUCCUUUGUCACCCCAUUCCUAAAUGACAUGUGCGUUUCCAGUCCAGUCACGCCCCCGCAUGCCAUGUCUCAUUGGGUGAUUGAAUUCUGAGUGACCACUGUUUAGUUAAUGAUUGAGCAGUGACUUGCCACUUAUAAACAUUUCAUUGCUUGUUUUUGCCAGUCGUCAUCACUUCCAUUCGACUAUGCGUGAUUCCCCAUAGAGGACAAGGGCUUCUUAAACCAACACAUUCACCAGUGCUUGCUGUAUGAGUUUCGUAGAAAAAAAGUAGUAUUACAGAGGCAGGGAAAAACACUUGUGAAGUGUAUCCUGAUUCAGUUAGAGCUCUUUUAGGUAGGCUGUGGUUACAAAAUUUUAAAAAUGGCGAUUGUGAAAUGUCAGACAAGCCUCGUCCUGGAAGGCAGCUCACUGAAUCAUGGCUUUCUGAAUGAGACUAUUUAAUGCGAUUCACGUCAAAACACCAGGAAUUUGUCGCAAACAUUUAAAUUGUCGUGUCCAACUAUUCUUGAACACCUCAGGCGUAUUGGAAAACAUGCCAAGAGUUAAUUUGGGCUCCACAUGUGCUUACCCCAGGAAGGGUUAAUGUCGUCAGGAUGGUAGGUCCGUCCACAUCCUCCUUGACUUAGCAGCUAUGCAUUUCCAUCUAUUCCGAUCACCAGAAAACUUUGUAGAAGGCAAAACGCUCAAAAAUAAAGAGGAAGUUGAAAGCAGUCUUCGGACUUUUUUUCCCAGUAAAGAGGCUAAUUUCUUUGGACGUGGUCUUUUCAUUGGGCUGCUGUCAAUGAAAAUGACAGUAUUGCAUCCCGGGUUAAAUCCAUUCAGACAAAUUUUGUUCACAUUCGUUUUUAUAACCUUCUGGUAAAACGCAAUCACCUUUCGAACACUAGUAUAUUACAAAUAUGCAGUUCGUCACGCCCGCUCAGCUUUCACAUCUCAUCCUCUGUCUGCUCAGACCUUUAUUAUUGUUUAUAAACGUGAGAGAAAUGGCCAAAAGUGUCGAACUUUUCCUUUCCCUCAGCGUGCAAAGUACACAGAGGUCCGUCAAAAAGUGCAGUAUUAAAGCACUUCUUAAGGAGGCAACUUAUAAGAGAAAUUUUUCUAAUUGAUUAAAGACAUAUUCGUUCCCGACUUUCGUUGUGGACGGUCACUGUAUUCGAAAAUGAAGUUUCAUGUUUAAAUUAGUCUUCAAAUGUGAGCCAAACGACCAUCUUCGUGAAAAGGAGCGCGUAAAGACACACUAGUUCGGUAAAUUCCUUCAAGAAUUACCCUAUUUUAAAGUUUUCAACAGACAGGUAAUUCAGAAUCUGUCUUUGUGGACGAUCGGGUGAAAGCACUGAAAAUCAUGAAGUAUUCAACAAUAUUUCAAGGCCGAUCUGAAACUCAACGUAAUCCAAAACGAACGAAAAGUGUAGAUUAACGGAAGAAAAUUUCUCUCUAUAAACACAGAGUGGUGUGUUUACGAUCACGCAUGCCAAUUCUAUUUACCGAUCGGCUUGGCAGCAUGUGACCUUUUAAAAAUCUUUGCUCCUACGACGUUCCUCUUGGGGAACUCAAUCAAACUCCCGUUUCUCUUGUUAAGCCGCAUCUCGUUCAACCACGAAUCCUUCGAAAACUGUUUUGGAAUCUAUAAUCAGAAUGUAGGCUCUUGACAAGCCGCCAUAUAUGAAAUUACACUAGUUCUUAAAGAAUAUUUAGAAGCAAACUUCACUAAAACACUAUUUUUAAACGUUAAUUUACUUGUACUUUCAUAUUUGCUUUGUUUUUUUGCAUGAGAAGACAUUCUUUACACCUAAAACGAAGUUUACUAAAUUGCAGCCAUUUUCGAAGUUCUCGGGAUUUCUCGUUUUUCUGAUAAAACGGCACUUCGAAGCAACACAACACUGCCUUUAGCAUUUCUUUCUUUUUUUAAUUCUGUCAAAGUUGUUCUUAAUUAAAAGGCAUAUUUGAUCCAUAAAUUCCAGAUCAGAUCAGAUUUAUUCAGGGAAAGGUAGGCGAGCACCUUUGAACUCCCUUUUUGUUACAAGAACCUCAUAAAAACAAUGUGUAAGGCAAGUGCCAAGCAAAAUUAGGUAAGUGAUUACAUACAACAAGCAUUGGUUACUGGUAUAAAUUUGUCUGUGAAUGCCUUCUAUUUCAAAAUUGUACAAUAACCAGUACGCGGUACUGAAUAGACCACGCAAUAUCAUUACAAGCGUAUAUGCUUCGGUUGGGAAAUAAAAGCCACAAAGUAAUGUUACUUACAAAUAGGGAGUAGCAUGUUUUGUAACGUGAAAUCUUGGGGCGGGUGGCACAGGGGGAGGGGGAAAUUUGUCGGUUUGCGAGUGAUUAGCAAUCAUUCGUACAUUUCGGCACCUUUCAUGAGUUAGGUCACUUACUGUACUUCGGCUGAAUUUUGCUAACUUCGCCGUGAGCCCUCGGACGCAGGCGUGCAGGAAAAUUUCUACCACAUGUAUUCUUGACCAUUUCUUCUCAGCUUUUUCCUUGUCACUGGAGGCGCCCGCUGUCUUCUCCUUUGUAGUGUUCCAUCAUCUUCCUGCCCUGCGGUCACGUGUGCUGCUGCGACACAUGUGCUGGUCGGUUGGGUCAGUGUCCGCUCUGUCGAUGCGCGGUGGAACAGUGCGUGCAGCUUACCUCGGAAUACCCUGCCUAA
This is a messenger RNA of Spirometra erinaceieuropaei, 28663 nucleotides long. Lineage: Eukaryota; Metazoa; Platyhelminthes; Cestoda; Diphyllobothriidea; Diphyllobothriidae. The record is from the annotation of a GenBank genome assembly.